Penicillium crustosum is the source of this 981-nucleotide messenger RNA. RefSeq lists its product as uncharacterized. The transcript has 4 exons. Gene Ontology annotation, cellular component: peroxisome. The record is from RefSeq and is a predicted model, not a curated record. The coding region runs from base 1 to 981 and encodes 326 amino acids. Lineage: Eukaryota; Fungi; Ascomycota; Eurotiomycetes; Eurotiales; Aspergillaceae.
AUGAGUUUACCAGUCCCUCAAUAUGACUACCCACGGAAGGAGGCCUCCUGGUGUGUCCGGGAUGCCCUGCUCUUCAACCUUAGUAUCGGCGUCGCGCCAAACAACAUUGAACUACUGCAUGUCAGUGCCUUGUCGGGUCUCACUUCAAGACUAUACCUCGUUGACUCAUGCUAUGUAGGAGUCAAGUCCGGCUUUCCAAAUUUUCCCAACCUAUGCGACCGACAUAAGGGGACCAACCAAGACGUCGUCGACUUCAUGUCCCUUCAGAAACCCACCGACAUUGAUUUACCUGGCGUUCCGAGCUUCGAUCGUUCGCGUGUCGUAGAUGGCGAGAAAUGCAUCCUGAUUCAUCGGCCGUUGCCUCCCAGUUCCAGUGGUCAUCAGUUCCAUCUCGAGCAAAAACUUUCGGGGAUAUAUGACAAAGGGAAGCUGGGUACAAUCAUUGAAACUACAACGAGAUUGGUUGAUACUUUAUCCAACGUCUCAUAUGCAACUGUUAUCGGGAGUGUAGUUGCGAAAGGGCAAGGAAACUGGGGGGGACCAAAAGCUACCCAGCAAGUGCGGCAUCAUAUACCAGAUCGUACACACGAUCACAGUGCUCGAUGUGACAUACCAUGGAUGGCCGCCCUGCUGUACCGCUUGAAUGGGGACUAUAACCCUCUUCACAUAGAUCCACAAGCAGCUCACCAAGCUGGAUUCGAGCGGCCAAUUGUACACGGUCUCUACACAUGGAACACGAUCGCCUACAAAAUUUCUCAGAUUCUUUUCCCGGGAAACUAUACUGCACUGAAGCAAUACCAGGCUCGCUUUUCGGCUCCUGUGUAUCCCGAAGACAAGCUGACUAUCCAUAUUUGGCGAAUCGGACCCAGUCAGCGUGAUGAAGGGGAGGAAGCUCGGUUUGUGGCCACCAAUCAGAAUGGAAUUACAGUUCUUUCAAAUGGCAUCGUUGUCUGGAGAGCACAGGAGGAGUCAAGAUUGUAG